This is a messenger RNA of Ambispora leptoticha, 1184 nucleotides long. Lineage: Eukaryota; Fungi; Glomeromycota; Glomeromycetes; Archaeosporales; Ambisporaceae. The record is from the annotation of a GenBank genome assembly.
GCAAAACUGAAAAAAUCGAAAAGAGUCGAAGUUCGACCACUUUUGCCGAAAUUAAGGCUCAGAAUAUAACAGCUAAGAGUCACAAAUUAAAUUCACAUGAUCGGAAAGGAGAAGAUCAUCUUGAUUUACCUAAUGACAAAAAAGAAAUUAUCGUAAAGGAUAACGAUAAAAUCCGUAAAAGAGAGAACGAAUCUACCUUUUCUAUCGAUUUAAGCGAAGGGAAUCAGCGCUCACCAAAAAAUAACAUUAAUUCUCAAGUUUCUUUCGAAAAAAAUCAAACCACUUCAUCGAAUAUAACAUCUUUCGAUUCACGCCAUCAUCAUGUAAACAAUUAUUUGAGGCCAAAAGCAGAAUCUCGAUAUUUUAUUAUCAAAAGUCAUAACUAUGAAAAUGUCCUAAAGUCUCAAUCUGACGGAAUUUGGGCAACUCAACCUGGCAAUGCUGACAUUUUAAGCGAGGCGUUUCAGACAAGUGAACGCGUCGUUCUUAUUUUUUCUGUGAAUGAAAGCCGACAUUUUCAAGGUUACUGCGUUAUGACCUCAGAUAUUGGUGCAGCUAAGCAUGCCUCUUGGUUGAGAAUUAAUGAAGCAAAUCUCGGGGGAAAUUUUCAUGUUCGAUGGAUUAAAAUCCGGGAUUUACCAUUCGAUAGAACGGGACAUAUACGAAAUCCUUGGAACGAGGGCAAGCCUGUAAAGAUUAGUCGCGAUGGACAAGAGUUGCCUUCGAAUAUUGGAAAUAAGUUAUGUGAAUUAUUCGAAACUCUCCCUGAAGAAACAAGCACCGCCCCUGACGCUAAUAUUGAAUCCAAAAUCAAAAAGGACCAUCGAGAAAAAUUGCGGCGUUCAGAAUCUAUUGCUGAUAGAUAUAAGCCAUAUGAUGCUUUGAACAGAGCACAAAGAGCCGAAAGAGGUAUUCGUGCUCGUGGACAAAUGUUAUCCGCCGAGAUUGAACGACCGCGUCUGGUUCGUGAAUUACCUCCACGCGAAUAUUCACGAAUUAUUUCACACACGGGUGAAUAUGAAGGUCAUCAUGGACAAUAUAAUCUUUUUCACCCUACUUUUCAGGGUCAUCUUGGAAUGCCACAUCAUCGGACUUGGCAGUCUUUCGGAUCACACAUUGCAUCACAUUCCGGUCAAAUCAAUCAUCAUCGAGUGCCCAAUUUCGAACGGAACGGACGAAGAUGA